Molecule: messenger RNA, 1557 nt
Organism: Synchytrium microbalum
Lineage: Eukaryota; Fungi; Chytridiomycota; Chytridiomycetes; Synchytriales; Synchytriaceae
Exons: 9
Coding region: 1-1557 (518 amino acids)
Biological process (GO): G protein-coupled receptor signaling pathway
Cellular component (GO): cytoplasm
Molecular function (GO): G-protein alpha-subunit binding; guanyl-nucleotide exchange factor activity
Source: RefSeq, a predicted model, not a curated record
AUGUAUCCAAGCAAGGAGAGUCUAGAAGGACGGCAAGACAAGGUCCUCGCUACAUUCAAUGCCUUCCUGUCUCUAACAACGCCAAACACGGCUGGUGAUGCGUCUUUGAUCCAAGAAAAGGAAUCUUCUCUAGAUGCUCUACUAUCGCUGCUGAAUCCGGAAUCUGGAUCUGCAAAGAACUGGUCUGAUGCAUUAAUAUGCAAAGCAUUUGAAUGUAUCAAAGUCAUGGGUCGUGAAAAGGACGGUUCAGAUCCACUCUACACUGAUCAAGGAAUCAAAACACUCUCGUAUCACGCUGGUCUAGUCUCCACGUCGACAGUACCAGUAGACUCGCAACGGUCAUUAGAAGCUAUGAGGUGUCUAGCAAACAUCCUCCUACUGGAACCCGAAACAAGGUUACCAUUCACGCUGGUCGCGGGCGUGUCUUCUCUUGCCAAACACAUUCAAAAUCCUAAUCUAUCACUAGACUGUCAGUUCUUGACAUACAGGCUCAUAUUCCUAGUCACCGCAAACAAUGUAGAACAAUGUAAUGAUUUGAUUGCCUUCCCAAAAAUGGCUACUAUUGCUCUAGAUCAUGUCAAACCACUUGUAGCAAAAGCAGUGUCAGCUACAUUAACACCUGGCGAUAAACACAUGAUGGUGUUGGGUGAAAUAUUUAAAGUAGUGUUUAAUAUUGUCUCGGCUUUCGAAACUGCUGAAGAUCCAGCUCAGAAGCCUAUAGUUCAGAGGACAACACAGGAUCAGAUUGAUGCCUUCCAGACGCUCGUAUACUACGUAGCACAGUACGUAAAAGCCAUUAAGAUCCCAUCGCCACCAUUAUCACCUCCUCUAACAACGGCCAUUCAUGCACUCAUGAAUGUGACUUCCCUCUUCUGGAAGGAAGCAUACUUUGCCUCUAAAGACUAUAGUGUACUCAUAAGAGUCCUGGAUUUGCUCGAACACACAUUAGCGUUACAGAUGCUUGUAAAGGGUGAAGGUGAAGGCGAUGAGAAUCCAGGAUGGGAGACGGAUUUACCACCUGUAUUUAUACUGCUGACGAGGAUGACUAGAGCGGAAGAGGGUGCUAGGAAGAUGAUUAGAGGACGGCUGACUCCAGAGUCCAUCGAUCGCAAAAAGCAUCUAAAUGAAGGACAUUCAAUAACAAAUUACAUGAUUCGUUUCAUGACUUCAAUAACACUACCGCAUGUUCGAGAGACAGCAUGCGAAUUGCUCUUUGCUAGUUUUAAUGAGAGUCCACAAGACCUGGUAGCAUACACAGGCCUAGGCCACGCAGCAGGUUUCCUAGUCCAACGCGGUCUCAUGCCCUCAACUCUCCCAUCAACAUCUGCAUCCUCAUCGUCAGAUACAAUGGAAGUCGAUCCCGUAACAGGUGAAAUAAAACGUGAUGAGGAUGCCGAAGAGGCAUGGAAUAACAUGACGGAUGAAGAGAGGGAACAGGAAGCUGAAAAGAUGUUUAUGUUGUUUGAUAAAUUGAACAAGACGGGGAUUAUACAAGUGCUUCCUCAGCAAGGUGGGAACGGACGAGGUGUGGCGAGAGCGCUGGAGAAGGGGGAUUGA